UGAAAACUAUUUUAUUUUACUAAUUAAAUUAUUACACGUUGUUACAGGUUGUGAUAAUAUGUCAUAUAGGAUUGUAUUUAUUUGACAAUAUACCUUUAACGCUAAUUGCUUUGGGUCUUCUGAGCCAUAUAGUAUACUACUGUUUGCUCAUUGACUUUCCAAACUUCAACUUAACAUCACUGUCAUUUAUUUUGUCAAUUAUUCUGUUAAUUGGAAAUCAAGUACUAACUUUCAAAUUUUUCCGACAAUGUUACACAACAUUAUCAGAAGUUUUUUCAUACUUCACAGUGUGUUUAUGGAUGGUGCCCUUUAUGUUUAUAUUAUCAUUAUCCGCCAAUGAUAAUACAUUACCAAUCACUAAUGUUGAUGACAAUGUAGUAUCACAUUAUUUCACUAAUCGUAAACGAAAUUAUAAAACAAAAAAUCUUUUUACUUAUCUUGGUGAUAUUACUGGUAACAACAAUCAUCUCAAGUAACGAUUCAACAUGAAGAAAUGGUAUUUAUAAUUUCAAGAUAAUAUUAUAUAUAAAUAAAAUUAUUUGUACAUUUAUGUGUUUAAUUAUUUGUAAGAAUAUUAAUUACCAUUGUUAUCUAUUUAUUUUAA
Molecule: messenger RNA, 604 nt
Organism: Rhopalosiphum maidis (corn leaf aphid)
Lineage: Eukaryota; Metazoa; Arthropoda; Insecta; Hemiptera; Aphididae
Exons: 3
Coding region: 300-476 (58 amino acids)
Biological process (GO): endoplasmic reticulum to Golgi vesicle-mediated transport
Cellular component (GO): membrane
Molecular function (GO): COPII receptor activity
Source: RefSeq, a predicted model, not a curated record